UGACUGCUGCGUGUCCACAUCCCAUCCCGCCCCCCCAGUGCUGCUGUGCCAUGGCAGCCCCCAGGCAGAGCGGGCUCUUCCCUCCCCACCCGCACCACAUCCCCGGCUACGAGGGCUUCGUCCCUCAGUACAACUACCAGUUUGGAGAGACCUAUGGCAAAACCACGUACCGCCUGCUGACGGACCCGCACGUUCGGAGGAGCCCUCGCUCCGUGCUGGCGCCGCUGUGCAAGCAGAGGUUCAUUGAGGACUUCAGCGGGACGCAGCACGGCCUGCAGCCCUUCCUCCCCGCGCAGCCAGGGUACUUCCCCUACGACAGAGCCAAAGCUCUGACCAACUUCCCAGAAGCGGAGUUUGGGCCGAAGCCACCUGCACCGGGGCCGGCAGAGGAGGAGCUGGCACACACGGACCCCUGCUAUGGCCACGGCGGCUCUGGGCUGAGCAGGUGCCCACCGAGCCCGGCCUGGGACCCCGUGGGGCGACCAGAGGGACAGGAGUGGCAGCUGCCUCCCAUCCCUGCAGCCUGCGGGCAGGACAGGCAGCGUGGGGCCGGCACGGCUGCAGGAACCGGGCAGGCCGUGAGGGCUGAAGGUGUGACCCCGCCAGCAGCUGCAGAUUACCGGCUCCCCAGGCUGGAUGUGCCCGGAGUGAUCCAGCAGAAGGUCAUCCCAGGCUACACUGGAUACAUACCGCGCUUCACCUGGGUCCUGGGUGCUAACUACCUGCGGGGCGUGAAGGAAGCCAUGGCUGACUUUGACAGGCAGCAGUUUCUGGAGAGAAACCCCGUUCACAGCUUUGGCAAGAGAUUUCCCCAGACCUACUGGCCUGACAACAGCAUCUACACCAGUGCUGGACUGAUACCAGCCUACACAGGCUUCGUCCCACACCUCCGCCACACCUACGCGCUUACUUUUGGGAACAGCACCCGCAAGGCUUACCAGCUGGAACAAAGGAGACGAGCCUGUGCACUGUGAAAAAUGCUUUAAUGGUGCCUGUACAGCAUUUGAAGUGACUCAAAGACAGGAGGAGGAACACAACACAAAGACAGAGAAGUUUCGAAUGAAAGAGUUCAUACAGCUUUAAACAAAAUUUACAGGUGCCCAUCUGCAUAGCUCUUACUCUGCUUCCUCCUCAGCCUCUUCCUCAAACUCC
Messenger RNA from Numida meleagris (helmeted guineafowl), 1152 nucleotides. RefSeq names its product family with sequence similarity 166 member A (gene CIMIP2A). NCBI's taxonomy places the organism in Eukaryota, Metazoa, Chordata, Aves, Galliformes, Numididae. Bases 51 to 974 code for a protein of 307 amino acids. The record is from RefSeq and is a predicted model, not a curated record. The transcript has 7 exons.